AUGGUCGCUUUCUUAUCCACAUUCUUCUUUUUCUUCUCCUCCGCCUCCUCUUCUUUCUCUUCGUCGCAUACUUGUCCCCUUCUUCUUCUUCUUGCCCCCUUCUUCUUCUUCUUCUUCUCCUCCUCCUCUUUCUCUCCGGCGCUUUCUUGUCUCCCUUCCCCUUCUUCUUCCCCUUCUUCUUCUUCUUCUUCUUCUUCUUCUCUUCGUCGCUUUCUUGUCCCCUUCACCCUUCUUCUUCUCUUUGGCGCUUUCUUGUCUCUCUAUUCUUCUUCUUCUCCUCUUUCUCUUCAUCGCUUUCUUGUCCCUUUCCCCCUUCUUCUUUGUCGCUUUCUUUCUGUUUCUUUUUCUUCUUCUUCUUCUUCUUCUUCUUCUUCUUCUUCUUUCUUCUCCCCUUCCCCUUCCCCUUCUUCUUCUUCUUCGUCGCUUUCUUUGGCUCCUCCCCUUCUUCUUCUCCUCUUUAUCUUCGUCACUUUUUUGUCCCCUUUCCUUCUUCUUUUUUCUUCUUUGUUGCUUUCUUGUCUCCUUUCCCCUUCUUCUUCUUCUUCUCUUCGUCGCUUUCUUGUCUCUCUAUUCUUCUUCUUCUCCUCUUUCUCUUCGUCGAUUUCUUGUCCCCUCCCCCCUUCUUCUUCUUCUUCUUCUCUUCGUAGCUUUCUUGUCUCUCUAUUCUUCUUCUUCUCCUCUUUCUCUUCGUCGAUUUCUUGUCCCCUUUCCCCUUCUUCUUCUCUUUGUCGCUUUCUUGUCUCUCUAUUCUUCUUCUUCUUCUCUUUCUCUUCGUCGAUUUCUUGUCCCCUCCCCCCUUCUUCUUCUUCUUUUUUGUCGCUUUCUUGUCUCCCUUCUUCUUCUUUUUCUUCUUCUUCUUCUCUUCAGCGCUUUCUUGUCUCCUUCCCCCUUCUUCUUCUUCUUCUCUUCUUCUUCGUCACUUUCUUGUCUCCUCCCCCAUUCUUCUUCUCCUCUUUCUCUUCGUCGCUUUUUUGUCCCCUUUCCCCUUCUUCUUCUUCUUCUUCUUCUUCUUCUUCUUCUUCUUCUUCUUCUUCUCUCGUUCUUACUCUGUCAAUGUUUACUGUCUCAUCUCACUAA
Messenger RNA from Acanthosepion pharaonis, 1077 nucleotides. Lineage: Eukaryota; Metazoa; Mollusca; Cephalopoda; Sepiida; Sepiidae. The record is from the annotation of a GenBank genome assembly.